Molecule: messenger RNA, 1316 nt
Organism: Calidris pugnax (ruff)
Lineage: Eukaryota; Metazoa; Chordata; Aves; Charadriiformes; Scolopacidae
Product: uricase-like
Exons: 8
Coding region: 52-1056 (334 amino acids)
Biological process (GO): purine nucleobase catabolic process; urate catabolic process
Cellular component (GO): peroxisome
Molecular function (GO): urate oxidase activity
Source: RefSeq, a predicted model, not a curated record
CGUUUUGCCACCUUCUGCAGGAAAACGGAGAGGGCUGAGCGCAUCGCACACAUGGAGCGUGACAGCGGCUGUGUGGGCUGCGAGCCAGAGGCGCAGGAGGUGGCCAAGAUCAAGGAUAUAGAAGUCCUCAACUGCGAAUAUGGCAAGAACACAAUUAAGUUCCUUCGCCUUCAUAGAGAAGGGAAGAAGCACUUUGUUAAAGAAGUGGAAGUGUGCACGCAUCUCCGGCUGACUUCUGCUCACGAGUACCUGGAUGGAAACAACUCUUGUGUGAUACCUACAGACACCAUAAAGAACAUUGUCCUUGUGUUGGCCAAAAAAAAUGGGAUCCCAACUUUAGAACAAUUUGCUAUAGACAUCUGCAGACACUUCAUGACUACAUUUUGCCAAGUGGCGUUCGUCAAAACCUACAUUCAAGAAGUACCAUGGCAACGUCUACAUGAGAACGGCGUUCCCCACAUCCACUCCUUCAUAUGUGUCCCUGAUGGCAUCCGCUUUUGUGAAGUUGAGCAGUGCCGGAAUGGUCCUCUGGUUGUUUUUGCUGGAAUUAAAGAUCUGAAACUUAUGAAGACAACACAGUCUGGAUUUGAAGGCUUCUAUAAGAACGAACACACCACACUUCCUGAAAGGAACGACAGGAUUUUAUGUGGAGAGCUCUUCUGCAAAUGGUCAUAUGGCGAAUGCAAGGAUUUUGACUUUGACUGCACAUGGAACAAAAUCCGUGAAUGCAUCCUGGAAGCCUUUACUGGUCCACCUGACUGUGGGGAAUAUUCACCCUCUUACCAGAAAACUGUCAACACUAUCCAGAUGUGCGUCCUUUCCAAAGUGCCACAGGUACAGAUCAUAGAAACCGUCUUGAACAACACUUUUUAUAAUGUUGUAGACAUGAAGAAUCUGGGCCUGACCAACGACAAAGAAGUUCUGGUUCCAGUGGAAACUCCCUAUGGCUCCUGCGCUUGCACGCUUGGCAGGAAGAAGUUCUUAGAAGCACAAGGCCAUGUGCUAAAAGAUGAGAGGCAAAGUCAGUUUGGACUGGCAGCUGCCCAGGGAAACUAAACCUCUUGGCUACACUCACACCUGCCUGAUAGACUUAACAGCAUGGCUUUCCUAUCAACGUGUACCCCUUAUUGGCUUCUUCCAUCACUGACUACUUUUCCCUCUAUGAACUCCUGAGGUUGGGAUUUCUGAAGGAGCCUCAGGAAUUCAGAAACCAAAGUCUAUCCUAGAAUCUCAGUGUGAUUUGCAGAUUGAAAUCCCCUAUGCUCUUUUGAAAAUCCCAGAUGGAAACAUUAUAGUAAAUUAAUUUAUAAACCAGC